CCAGAUAAAAUUAUGAAAACAGAAAUGAAGAUUUCAACUACAGAAUUCGAACGAUACAAUAUACCGAAAGCAACUGAAGUUACUGUGAAUCUGAAAGAAUUCCGAGCGUUGGUUAAUUUCGCAGAAACCUAUCAAGCUCCGAUCAGUGUUUACUUCGAUCAGCCAGGAAGUCCGAUGGUACUCGCGUUGGAGAGUGACGUGAAUUUCACCGCAGAACUUGUGAUCGCGACCGUUGACUUUGACUCGUCGAUAAUUGAGCCGAAUUUUUGUACUGCGGCCGUUGAGAGUUCGAAUGAAAUCGAAUGCGCUUCAUCGUUGAGGCAAGCGGUGUCAUCAUCAGUGCAGCAAAAUGCUCAAAAACCAAUCGAAACACAAAGUCAAAAUCGACUAUCAUCCCUUAACAGUCAAAUGCACAAUCAACAAUCUAAUCACAGUCAUAAUCAAUCAUCAACAUCCCUUCAACACCAAAACCAAUCACCGCAACAAAUCAGUCACGAUCGACGUUAUUCAAUUCCAUCACCUAAAUCUGCACCUAAUCAAUCGCAACACGAUCAUCGCACACAUCUUCCUCAAACACCUCCACCACCUCAAUCUGAAGCACCCGAUAAUACCGUGCUAUCACAAGCGGUUGCCAAUCAAAAAUCCAAAUCACAGUCAUUCGCGCAUGGAUCAGUCGCAACUUCUACCGUAACAAUGCCACCGUCAUCUUCAGAUGGAACCGUUGAAUCCGUAAAAGCAACGAAUGGCCAUGACGAAGGAUCGAGUGUGAAGAAGCGAUGUUUAAGAGAAAGUAACGAAAAUGAAAACAGGAAUGAGAUCAGUCAUUCGACGGUUGUAGAGAAUUCGGUUGUUGAAAAUACGAUAAAUGAUGAAAGAUUAUAUCCGAAUAACAAUGCUGACAGUGAUAAAGAUGAUGAUGACGACGUUGAGAUGUUUCCUGAAAGUCCAUCUCCACCUCCGUCUAAAUCCGUUAGUUGUAUCAUCUUAUGUUCAUUCACUCAUUAA
Messenger RNA from Anisakis simplex (herring worm), 1005 nucleotides. Lineage: Eukaryota; Metazoa; Nematoda; Chromadorea; Rhabditida; Anisakidae. The record is from the annotation of a GenBank genome assembly.